CCUUUUGAAGCAGGUUAUGACACUUAAUUCCAUAUAAUCGCUAUUAUAAUUCGAAGUGAGGGUCUUUUGAGUUUUGCUAGUGUCCCGAAAAUCUCGCUAAAUGCUCCAAUUCAGCGGAUCUCGUUUGUAUAAAGCAGGAAUAUCUUUGGCGAAGGUCAGUGUUAGUCUAGCCAGUGUGCAGGGUGGACGUGUCGCUUCGCUGCCGGUCUUUUUCACUCGUGCAACCUCGCUUCUCUGCAACAUGAGCGAAACUAAGAAAAUCUGCAUCGUUGGCUCGGGAAACUGGGGCUCCGCCAUCGCCAAGAUCAUCGGCUCGAACGUCACCAAAUUCGACCAAUUCGACAACGAAGUCCGCAUGUUCGUCUACGAGGAGAUGAUCGACGGCAAGAAACUCACGGAGAUCAUCAACACCACGCACGAGAACGUCAAGUACCUGCCCGGAAAGAAGCUGCCCGAGAAUGUGAUAGCCGUGCCAGAUGUCCUGGAAGCAGCCAAGGACGCAGAUGUCCUCGUCUUCGUCAUACCACACCAGUUCAUCAAGAACAUCUGUAAGCCGCUGGUGGGUCAACUCAAGCCCACCGCCGUCGGCAUCUCGCUUAUUAAGGGUUUUGACAUAGCUGAAGGUGGUGGCAUUGCCCUCAUCUCUAGAAUCAUCUGUGAUUUCGUAAAUGUCCCCAUGUCAGUCCUCAUGGGAGCCAACCUUGCAGGAGAAGUUGCAGAUGAAAAGUUUUGUGAAACAACCAUAGGUUGUCGCGACCCCACAGUAGGCCGGAUGUACAGGGACCUCAUCCAGACAGAUUACUUCAGAGUUGUUGUUGUUGAUGAUGUUGAAGCUGUUGAAGUAUGUGGUGCUCUGAAGAAUAUCGUUGCCACUGGUGCUGGAUUUAUUGACGGUCUUGGCUUUGGUGACAACACAAAGGCUGCUGUGAUUAGAUUAGGCCUUAUGGAAAUGAUCAAAUUUUGUGAAGUAUUUUAUCCGGGUUCCAAACUAGGCACGUUCUUUGAAAGUUGUGGGGUUGCUGAUCUUAUCACAACUUGCUAUGGUGGCAGGAACAGGAGAGUAGCAGAGGCUUUUGUGAAGACUGGAAAGACUAUUGAAGAACUGGAAAAGGAGAUGCUGAAUGGCCAGAAGCUACAGGGACCACAAACUGCUGAAGAAGUUAAUUACAUGUUGAAGAACAAGGGGAUGGAAGAUCGGUUUCCACUUUUCACCUCCAUACAUCGCAUUUGCAAGGGCGAGAUCCCCCCAGCAGAAAUGGUAAACUGCAUCAGGAACCAUCCAGAACACAUUUGUGGUGGAGAACCCAGAACCCUCAUCAUAGGUAUCACUGAGAUCCUUCAGAUAUGUUGAUUUUUGGAAAUGGAAAGAAAAAAAGAAAAGUGAAAUGGAUAUAUUAAGGUGUACAUUCGACAAGGAACACACCACUGUCACAGGCAACCACGACUGAUGAAGACAAGACUGAGCAUAGGCAGUGUCAUCCAUCCCAGUUCUGCUAUAUUACAUCACCAGUCUUCCUGAAAACUUGAAGCACAUUCUUGAAGU
Penaeus indicus is the source of this 1543-nucleotide messenger RNA. RefSeq names its product glycerol-3-phosphate dehydrogenase [NAD(+)], cytoplasmic-like (gene Gpdh1). The record is from RefSeq and is a predicted model, not a curated record. Gene Ontology annotation, biological process: glycerol-3-phosphate catabolic process; carbohydrate metabolic process. The coding region runs from base 101 to 1351 and encodes 416 amino acids. Gene Ontology annotation, cellular component: cytosol; glycerol-3-phosphate dehydrogenase (FAD) complex. Gene Ontology annotation, molecular function: NAD binding; protein homodimerization activity; glycerol-3-phosphate dehydrogenase [NAD(P)+] activity. The transcript has 11 exons. Lineage: Eukaryota; Metazoa; Arthropoda; Malacostraca; Decapoda; Penaeidae.